UAAUCAAAUCAAUCCACGUUUAAGGUUACUGGUUUGAUGGCAUCAGUCGUGUGAGGAUCUUGGUUCAAGAUGUUUGUGAAUUUUAUAGUAACCGUUACGGUAUUAGGUUUAGUGAGUUCAAGUGCAGUACCCCUAACAAAAUGUAAAGCGGAAGACUCAGAAUGCAUCAAAAAGAAUACCGAAGUUCUCAUUCCCCUGUUUGGCGCUGGCAUCCCCGAGUUGGGCAUAGAACAGUUGGAUCCCGUAGUCUUCAAAAAGAUCGAUUCCAGUACCAACUUCUUGAAUCUCAUCUUUAGAGACCUUACAGUUAAAGGACUUAAUUCCUGUAGAUUCAAGAGUGUUAAAAACAACAAGGUUAAACACUCGAUAUCCGCCAAAAUCCAUUGUGAUGUCGUCCUAGAUGGCCAGUACACAAUGAAGGGGACAAUCUUACUAUUAGCCGUAACUGGCGAUGGAAAAGCCCACAUUGAACACAAGAAAAUUGAGAUUAAUUUCGACUUAAACUACAACGAAGUGACCGGCCCCGAUGGCAAACAGCACUGGGAGACCGGCCAGUGGACGCACGACUUCAAGUAUUUGGGAGAAAAUGCAUUGGACUUUGACAACUUGUUCGGAGGAAAUGAAGUUUUGGCUGGAGCAACAAAAGCGCUGAUGAAGAGCCACCCCAAAGAACUCGCAGAGCUCACAGCGGGACCGGUCGUCAAAACCAUCGUUGCAAGAAUUAUAAAGAACGUCAAGAUCUUCUUUGAGAAGAUUGCCGUGGAAGAAUUUGCUCUGGAUUAGUUACAAUAUAAUACAAGCACAGGUCUAGAAUAUACAAGAUUACUUAUAUGUUUCAAAUAUUUCCUAUAUGUGCGACUAAAUUUGAAAUGACGUAUUAAAUUCAGAAAUAAUA
Molecule: messenger RNA, 895 nt
Organism: Cydia pomonella (codling moth)
Lineage: Eukaryota; Metazoa; Arthropoda; Insecta; Lepidoptera; Tortricidae
Product: circadian clock-controlled protein daywake-like
Exons: 5
Coding region: 70-783 (237 amino acids)
Source: RefSeq, a predicted model, not a curated record